This is a messenger RNA of Aegilops tauschii subsp. strangulata, 702 nucleotides long. RefSeq lists its product as uncharacterized. The record is from RefSeq and is a predicted model, not a curated record. Gene Ontology annotation, molecular function: protein dimerization activity. NCBI's taxonomy places the organism in Eukaryota, Viridiplantae, Streptophyta, Magnoliopsida, Poales, Poaceae.
AUGAGGGAAUUCCUUGGGAAAGAUCUGGUGAGGUCUGGCAUUACAAGGUUUGCUACAGCUUACUUGAACUUGAAAAGCAUGCUGGACAACAAGAAAGAACUGCAGAAGCUAUUCAGAUCAGUUCAGAUGGAUGAAAUGGGUUACUUAAAAAAGGUGAAAGUACGUGAUUCAAACCGAAGUGUGCGCUCUGAAAUUUUUUGGACGGGAGUAGAACAUGCUGUCAACUUCUUUGAGCCUUUGGCUAAUUUGCUGCGGCGAAUGGACAGCGAUGUACCAGCUAUGGGUUUCAUAUAUGGCGCUUUUUUGGAUGCAAAGAAGGAGAUUGUAGCUAGAUUUGACAAUGAGGAGGCUAGUAUCCAGGAAGUGCUACACAUUAUUGAUAAGAGAUGGGACAACAAAUUGAAGGGGCCCCUGCAUAGGGCUGGAUACUUCUUAAACCCAUACUACUACUAUGAAAACAAGCUGGAGAUUGAGUUGGAUGGAACAUUUAAAGAUGGCCUUGUUGCUUGCAUGGAGAAGAUGGUUAGAGAUGGUAAGAAGGAAGAUAUAAUGACAACUGAGUGUCAGGCAUAUCAAAAUGAAGAGGGCUCGUUUGGAAGGGACAGUGCUAAAAGGCAGCGGAGAAACAAGAACUUUGAUCCAGGAAAAGAACUAAAUAUUUACAUUGUUGAAAUAAGAUGUGUAGGCUGCAAUGCGAAUUAG